Molecule: messenger RNA, 1530 nt
Organism: Pseudovirgaria hyperparasitica
Lineage: Eukaryota; Fungi; Ascomycota; Dothideomycetes; Acrospermales; Acrospermaceae
Product: putative P450 monooxygenase
Exons: 6
Coding region: 1-1530 (509 amino acids)
Molecular function (GO): oxidoreductase activity, acting on paired donors, with incorporation or reduction of molecular oxygen; iron ion binding; heme binding
Source: RefSeq, a predicted model, not a curated record
AUGGCUCUGCUGCCACCGUCGUUUGUCGCAGCCCUCGUCUCCGGCCUUUUGGUACUGUGGUACGUCUACUCAACACUGAAUGCCUACCUUGCCCUCCGUCACUUCAAAGGCCCAUGGUCGUCUGGUUUCUCGCGUCUAUGGCUGUUGAGAGCCAACCUAGGUGGUCGCAUGAACCAUGAGUUUCGAGCCGUCAACGACAAAUAUGGCAAGACUGCUCGCGUGGGACCUCAGACACUCCUGACCACCGAUGUUGCCCUCAUCAAGCGAAUGAACGGCACCAGAAGCGAUUAUCGUCGUUCAGUGUGGUACAAUGCACUGCGCCUGCAUCCAACUCGAGAUAACAUCACCUCCCAUCGUGACGAGCAGGUCCAUUCUCGAUUGCGCGCCCAGAUGACACAAGGGUACUCUGGCAAGGACGUUCCCGACCUCGAGAAAGAUAUUGAUAGAUGCAUUGAAGACUUCUUCGCGCUCAUCAACCGCACUUAUGUCUCCUCUGAGGCCGAAUACGUUCCUUUCGACCUUGCGCGUCUGGCAACCUUCUUCUCACUGGAUGUCAUCUCCACUGUCGCGUUCGGCAAGUCCUUUGGCUUCCUUGACUUGAAUGACGAUCCGUUCGGCUAUCUUCCACAGCUGCAGACUCUACUUCCGGCUAUCAUAUUCUUUGGUGUUUACCCUGAGAUCCAGAAGAUUAUGCGUCUAUCAUGGAUGCAGGCACUGCUACCGAAAGCCACGGAUGUUAAUGGAGUUGGCAGAGUCAUGGGAUUCGCCAAAGAUGUCGUUGCAGAACGCUUUGGCGAGGAGAAAGUGGUUAGAAGGGACAUGCUCGGAUCUUUCCUGAAGAAUGGUCUCACUCAAGAUCAGCUCGAGUCUGAGACCCUCACCCAAGUUGCGGCUGGAUCAGACUCGACAGCCACGGUGAUUCGCAUGGCAAUCUUCCUUAUCGCCUCCAACCCCUCCGUCUACAACAAAGUAUUGGAAGAGCUGGACGUUGCUGAGGCUGCUGGUAAACUUACUCGACCUGUCAUCCGUGAUUCCGAAUCUAGACUACUUCCCUACUUCCAGGCUUGCGUAAGAGAAACCCUUCGAUGUUAUCCUCCAGUCACUGGACAGCUCGCUAAGCAGUCUCCGGCCAAUGGCGACCACUUUAAUGGGAUGUACAUUCCUCCAAAUACUCAGAUUGCUUGGAACUCUUGGGGCUUGAUGCGCACCAAGGAGAUCUUCGGGGACGAUGUCGAUGUGUUUCGACCAGAGCGCUGGCUUGCUUCAGGCGGCCACACGCCAGAGGAGCUCGCUCAUAUGGAAGAGACGGUAUGGAUGGCGUUUGGCUGGGGUCGCUUCGGCUGUCUUGGUCGUCCAGUUGCGCAGAUGGAGAUCAACAAGACCAUUCCAGAGUUGCUCAUGGAGUACAACUUUCAGAUUGCCGAUCCGUCCAAUCCAUUCUCGGUCAAGUGUGUUGGCUUCUUCAUCCACACCGACAUGUUCUUUCGAGUCUCGAAACGCAUUCGACGUGAGUCUAGGACCGCGACCUGA